CUAAAAAACAAUAAAUCAAAAUAAUAUAAUGAAAGUUUUUUAUAUUUUUUUAAUAACAGUUUUAAUAAUUUCUUUAAAUAUAUCAUUUAUACAUUCCCAGGAUAGUUUAGAUAAUACAAGUAGUAACAGCAAUAGUAGCAAAAGUAAAAAUAAUAAUACAAAGAGUGAGGAGCAAAUAAAUAUUACAGAAAAUGAAGAUGUUUUAAUUAUACCAAAUUUAAAAUAUGAUUCAACAUUAAAAGAAUUUACACUAUAUGGUAUUGGGUUAGGGAAUCAAAGUUUUACAUCGAAUACACCAAAAUUAAAUUGGGUGUAUAAUAAUGUAACUAAAGAAUUUAAAUCCAAAUGGUUAGAAACUAAUGUUCCACUUCCAGAUAUACUCUUUUUAGAGAUUCAUAAUAAGGAUUUCUUUUUAGCAACUGAUGAAAAUCAUAAACCAGAAUUUAAAAGUAUUCGUAAAAGUGGCAAAGAUUUAUAUAUUCAAGGUCGUUUUUUCACAUAUAAUGCAACUGAUAUAAAAAUAACAUCAGAUGGUGAAAUUUGUCAAGUAAAGAAGGCAACAUUUGGUUUCAUAGAUUGCACAAUGAUAAACCCACAACUAUUUCAAUUAAAUUCAGCAGCUCAAAUGAUAAUUGGCGGUAAAAGAGGUUUAACUUUUAGAGUAGAUUUUAUUGGUUCAGAACCUCAUUUUGGAAACAACAAUAACAAUAAUAAUAAUUCCUACUCUUUAAAAAAUAAUAUUUCAAGGUAUUUAAUUUUAAUUUUUAUUAUUCAAAUAAUUUUAUUAAUUAAUAUUUAAACAAUAAAGAAAAAUAAACAUAAAAAAAAAAAGAAAAAAAAAAAGAAAUAAAGAAUUUGUAAUUUAUGACAAU
Messenger RNA from Dictyostelium purpureum, 872 nucleotides. RefSeq lists its product as uncharacterized. The record is from RefSeq and is a predicted model, not a curated record. Bases 29 to 799 code for a protein of 256 amino acids. The transcript has 2 exons. NCBI's taxonomy places the organism in Eukaryota, Evosea, Eumycetozoa, Dictyosteliales, Dictyosteliaceae.